UUUUAUGGUGCAGUGGUGGGUGUUUAAGUUGUCAUCAUCCGUCACUGAAAAUUCUUUAGUCUUUAAAUUGCAAGUUAAAUAGAAAGUUUAACUUUUUAGUAGUUGGUUUUUGUUUAGUGACCCUGCAAGCUUUUUAUAUUGAAUCUCAUAUUAUAUUUUACGAUGUCGACCUUACUCAAGUGGGCGCAAAAUACUCAGGUGAAACUCAAUGGAAACAAGAGCAGCUCCAGCGGUGAACGAAAAUGGAUCCAUCCACCCGAAGCCCUACAGAAAGGUCACAUUGCGUACCUUGUAAAGUUUUUCGGAAAUAGUAUAGUAGAUCAACCCAAAGGUAUCGAAGUGGUUAAGGAAGCCAUUCGUAAGCUAAGAUUUUCGCAGCAGAUCCGAAAGAGCGAAACGGGAGAAAAAACGAAAAAAAUUGAAUUAACGAUAAGCAUAGAUGGCGUGGCAAUCCAGGAGCCCAAAAUCCACACCAUCCUGUACCAAUUCCCGCUUCAUCAAAUAUCUUACUGUGCCGAUGAUAAAGGCGAGAAAAGGUUUUUCUCGUUUAUUGUCAAACAGCCAAAUCAAGGAAGUAGCGAAGUUGAAGAAAAAUAUGAAUGUUUCGUUUUUAUAUCCGAUAAAUUAGCGGAAGAAAUUACAUUGACGAUCGGUCAAGCAUUUGAGUUAGCGUACAAACGAUUUUUGGAUACUUCCGGAAAGGAUCUGGAGGCUCAACGGCGAGCAAUGAUUACGCAACAAAAAAUGAAGGAGAUGGAAAAUGAAAAUAAUAUCCUGAAACAGAGGCUAUUGGAAAUAUCUCAAUUUGCCAGUAUUAAAUAUGACCUCGAUCAGUAUUUACAAAAAAAAUGUAUUAGAAAUAUCUUGGAAAUAAAAUCAGCUCCAAAUUCUUUUAAAGUCGAUAAUAAAAUCGAAUCCGCAGAUAAUUCCAAAUCGAGUAACGGAACCGUUGCCUCGCCCCCAAUAUUGAACUUCAGUGAAGAGAAUAAUUUUUUGGCACCACCGGUACCGCCACGCUCGCUACAGAAUAUCCCGGCAGUAGGGACCAAGCUCGAGGGACUCCUACUGACUGAAUUAGAACACGAUGAUAACUUUGAUCCUCGAUCUUUUGAACAAAGUAAAAAUAGCCAAAUGUCCAAUUCACAUCCAAUUGCUCCACCGCCUAAGGCAGCCAGAAGAAGUAACGUGCUGCUGCAAGCCGAGCCGCCAAAAAUAGAUGAACACAAAUUGUUUGGGAUGGAUCCCUUCGAUGGCAAUGGUAGUACUACCAACAGUUCAACUAAGCCUAAGGUAUUAGAUCCAUUCGAAAUGGGAGAUUUUGGCAGCGACAAUUCCACGACUUCCCAAGAUAUCGAGAAUGCGAUUGGUUUGCUUGAUAAGCGAAUUUUAGAAAUGAAGACUGGAUUUAGUCGUGGAAUCAGCUUUGGAAAUGACGAUUUCUCUUUGGAUAAUUUGGAUCCUCUAAAAAAUUAAUUGUUGUAUGUGAUGAUGCAUGGAGUAUUAAAUAUUAUAUAUUAAGAACUUUGAAGUAUGCAUUACAUUAUAAUUCUUACUAUUAUACUUAGAUUUAUUGCGUAUUUUAAAAAACUGCAUACCAGUUUUUACGGUUUACGAAAUUCGAAUCUUUGUUAUAAUAUAGCAUUUAGAUAAGCACCAAAUUUCUUCAUAUUGAUUUGUUGAUAUUAUUAUGUUACAUAUAUAAUUUU
Molecule: messenger RNA, 1706 nt
Organism: Cylas formicarius (sweet potato weevil)
Lineage: Eukaryota; Metazoa; Arthropoda; Insecta; Coleoptera; Brentidae
Gene: ced-6
Product: PTB domain-containing adapter protein ced-6
Exons: 8
Coding region: 163-1473 (436 amino acids)
Source: RefSeq, a predicted model, not a curated record